AUGGACGAAUACAACGAGAAGACGGACACAUCCAACAAGAAAGGGGAUGAACUCAAGUAUGUUUGUGAUGUUAACAGCAAAGAUCAACCGUCACAGAGGUGCGAGGCAGUGGACGACCUUCGCAAAGCCAUUCCAGCUCAUUGCUUCAAACCCCUAUACCGCUACGCCUUCUACUACACUGUCCGAGACCUGGUUCUCGCCACAACUCUAUGUGCUGUUGCUUUCCUCUACAUCCCGCAGAUUCCCAACGCUCUGCUACGCACCAGUGCUUGGCUCUUAUAUGGUUACGCCCAAGGCCUAGUCCUGACCGGACUCUGGGUUCUCGGCCAUGAAUGUGGCCAUUCAGCCUUCUCGCCCUCUGAUACCCUCAAUAACACUAUCGGCUUCCUCCUCCAUUCUGCCCUUCUCACGCCCUACUUUGCCUGGCGCUCCACCCACCGCCGUCACCACAUUUACGCCAACAAUCUUGCCAAAGACCACAACUAUGUGCCUCCACGCAAGGCCGAAUAUCUCGCCCGUCUGUCCAGGUCCCUCGACUCUCUCGACCCCCUUGCCCACCUCGCUGAAGACUCCCCUCUUUCCACCCUCCUGCGAAUCGUUCUCCAGCAACUCGUCGGCUGGCCCUGGUACCUCUUGACUAAUAUCACCGCCGCUCCUAACAGUAUCUCAGGCCCGCCCUCGCAGCAUUUCCUCGGCAACAGUCAUUUCCUUCCAUGGAGCACGCUCUUCUGCCACUCUGAAGCAUACUAUAUCCUCGCCUCCGACAUGGGCAUUCUAGCGACUACAUUCCUGCUCUAUAAGCUCGUCCUAGCAACCUCCUGGCAAACCGUCGCCCUCAUAUAUCUGUUCCCCUGGCUCUGGCUCAACCACUGGAUCGUCGCAAUCACAUACCUACACCAUACACACCCGCAGGUUCCGAAGUACGAAGAUUCAGCAUGGUCCUUUCUACACGGCGCCACGGCGACGAUUGAUCGCGAUUUCGGAUGGAUCGGACGCCUUCUAUUUCACAAUAUCAUCGACUACCACGUCGUGCACCAUCUAUUUCCCCGCAUCCCCUUCUACCAUACUGCCACCGCCACAUCCGCCAUCAAACCGCUCCUGGGCUCCACCUAUCGCGAAGACCGACAAGGCGUGUUUCUGAAACAGCUCUAUGUCUCGUUCACACAAUGUCAGUAUGUCGAGCCUGUGGAUCCGUACGACGAGCUGCAUAGGCAGGUGCUAGUAUAUCGCGCGGGACCGGCGCCCGGACCAGUGUUUGGAAUGAGAUCCUAG
This is a messenger RNA of Pseudovirgaria hyperparasitica, 1272 nucleotides long. RefSeq names its product delta-12 fatty acid desaturas-like protein. The record is from RefSeq and is a predicted model, not a curated record. The transcript is spliced from 4 exons. Gene Ontology annotation, molecular function: oxidoreductase activity. Bases 1 to 1272 code for a protein of 423 amino acids. Gene Ontology annotation, biological process: lipid metabolic process. NCBI's taxonomy places the organism in Eukaryota, Fungi, Ascomycota, Dothideomycetes, Acrospermales, Acrospermaceae.